AUGGAAAUUCUUCUAAAUGACAAUUCCAUAGCUGAUCGAAAUCGAUUUGAUACUAAUUAUGCGAUUGAAUACAUUGAAACUUUAGCCAAUUUAAUAACAAAAUUAGAUGAAGUCCAUCGUACACGUUUAUUGUCAAACUUAAUUGGUUAUUAUAUAUUCGUAUGUCCAGAAUGUCAUUCAUCAAUAACACGACGAAUGAUAUCAUGUACUUCACAUUUGAAUACAGCUGGAUUACAAGAAUAUGGUGCUGAUCUAUCAGAUGUCAAUGAACAAUGUCGGAAUCCGCUGAUCGGAAUACGUCGGAAAUUGCCGGAAUGA
This is a messenger RNA of Didymodactylos carnosus, 318 nucleotides long. NCBI's taxonomy places the organism in Eukaryota, Metazoa, Rotifera, Eurotatoria, Philodinida, Philodinidae. The record is from the annotation of a GenBank genome assembly.